This is a messenger RNA of Thunnus maccoyii (southern bluefin tuna), 4657 nucleotides long. It is a transcript of the gene kirrel1a, whose product is annotated as kirre like nephrin family adhesion molecule 1a. Gene Ontology annotation, cellular component: cell-cell junction. Bases 239 to 2758 code for a protein of 839 amino acids. Gene Ontology annotation, molecular function: cell adhesion molecule binding. Gene Ontology annotation, biological process: cell-cell adhesion. The record is from RefSeq and is a predicted model, not a curated record. The transcript is spliced from 15 exons. NCBI's taxonomy places the organism in Eukaryota, Metazoa, Chordata, Actinopteri, Scombriformes, Scombridae.
UGUGGAGUGGAAAACGGACUGUCGCUGAAGAGCAAAGGAGAGGAGAGAGGUGAAAAAAGCAGUGAAAUGGUGUAAAAGCCCAACGACUCCAACCCGAGCCAGGGGACAAACGAGCAGGGACGACGCACGAGGAUUAUUGUUCUUAUUAUAAUUAUCAUUAAAGUCAGUAAACUCCCGCUUUUUGAUGCUGUCCUCACGGAGGUUUGAGCCAAUAACGGACUUAUUGGUCGGCUGAACCAUGCAGAGGCUGCUGCUCCUGAGUUUGGUGUUGAGUUUUCAAACUGUGUGGACAGCAAGGUUCUCUCAGGAGCCGGCAGACCAGUCGGUGGUGCGGGGCCAGAGGGUGAUCCUGUCCUGUGUUGUCUUCAACUACUCGGGCAUUGUUCAGUGGACCAAAGAUGGCCUGGCUCUGGGCAUCGGAGAGGACCUGCGGGCCUGGCCCAGGUACCGCGUGCUACGUGUCCAGGAGUUGGGCCAGUACAACCUGGAGAUCCUGUCAGCUGAUCUGUCUGAUGACUCCCUGUACGAGUGCCAGGCCCCUGAUGCCGCCCUGAGGUCCAGGAGGGCCAAGCUCACCGUCCUCAUCCCCCCAGACGACCCGGUGAUCGAUGGGGGUCCGGAGGUGUUGCUGAAUGCGGGGGAGUCCUACAACCUUAGCUGUGUGUCCCGAGGGGCUAAACCACCUUCGAUGAUUGAGUGGCUUAAAGAUGGCCUGCCUGUAGAGGGGGCUGUCAGUGCCACCGAGGUGCUUCAAGACAGGAAGAGGGUGACCACGCGUAGCUACCUGCCCAUCCAUCCCAUCGACACUGACACUGGGAGGAACUACAGCUGUGUGGCCACCAACCUGGCCGUUCCCACCGGCAAAAGCACAACUGUCACCCUCAACGUGCACCAUUCACCAACAGUGACCUUGUCCAUUGAGCCUCGCUCUGUCCUGGAGGGGGACAGAGUCACUUUCACCUGCCAGGCUCACGCCAACCCUCCUAUUAUGGGCUACAGGUGGGCUAAGGGUGGUGUGGUGCUCCAGGGUGCCAGGGAGAGCGUGUUCACAACCAAGGCCGACCACUCCUUCUUCACCGAGCCCGUCUCUUGUCUGGUUUUCAACGCGGUGGGAAAGACCAACGUCAGCAUCCUUGUAGACGUUCACUUCGGUCCGAUCCUGUUGGUGGAACCUCAGCCAAAAACCGUAGAUGUUGACUCUGAUGUCACCCUUAACUGCAAAUGGGCUGGAAACCCUCCACUCACACUCACCUGGUUCAAAAAAGGUUCAAACAUGGUUCUGAGUAACAGCAACCAGCUGUAUCUGAAGUCAGUGAGCCAGGCGGAUGCCGGCCAGUAUGUAUGUAAGGCCAUCGUCCCACGGAUUGGAGUAGGAGAGACUGAGGUCACGCUCACCGUCAACGGUCCUCCUAUCAUCUCCAGUGAUCCGGUCCAGUAUGCGGUGAGAGGAGAGAGGGGAGAGGUGAAAUGCUACAUAGCAAGUACACCUCCUCCAGAUAAGAUUGUGUGGGCGUGGAAGGAGAACGUGUGGGAGAAGGAGAAGGGGACGCUGCUGGAGAGGUACACAGUGGAGCAGAGCAAACCAUCAGCCGAGGGCGGCGGCGUCCUCUCAACCCUCACCAUCAACAACGUGAUGGAGUCCGACUUCCUGUCCACCUACAACUGCACGGCCUGGAACGCGUUCGGGCCAGGCACCAUGAUCAUCACACUGGAGGAGACUGAGGAGGUCCCAGUGGGGAUAAUAGCUGGUGGGACAGUGGGCUCAACCAUCCUCUUGUUCAUCUUUCUGCUAGUCCUCGUUCUUAUCUUCUACCGGCAGCGCAAAGGCAGUCGGCGCGGGGUCACGCUGGGUAAGCCCGACAUCAAGGUGGAGACGAUAAACAAGGAGACCCACAGCUUAGAGGAGGACUCCGGCAGCGUGUCCACGGCUUCGCGCAUGGUCAAGGCCAUGUACUCGUUUCUCCCCUCUGUGUCCUUCUCUCCCUCCAAUCAGCCCUUUAAAGAUGACAUAGAGCUCAAGUCUGACCUCCGCAGUGACACCCUGGACACCCGCCAGGAAUAUGAUCUAAAGGACCCCACUAAUGGCUACUAUAACGUGCGCGCCUCCACCCACGACGAAGGCCGCCCUGCCUCCCGCUCCACCAUGCACUACUCUGACUACCGCUCCCCCACAGGGACACCAGGGGGAGCUGCAUCAAUUAGCAGCAGCGCCGGUGGCUCGGGAGCCACAGCCAGUGGAGGAGCACCUGGUCCUCCGGGUCCCCUCACCUCCCCUGGCCGCCCGCAGGCUUGCUAUGACCCUCGACCCCCCUCCAGACUGUCUCACAUCAGCUACGCCCAGUUCAACACCUUCACCCGUGGGGGCCAAAGCCAACAGCCUCCGCCCAACCCCGCCCCUGCAGCCAGCGACUUCCCAGGAGACUGCAGCCUCCUGGACUCCACUUCCCAGCUGGCCUACGACAACUAUGGAUACCCCUCGCAUUACCAGACCUACCGCAUGGGUUUCGCCCCAUCCAGCCUGGCACCACUGGAGGCUGGCCCAUCUUAUGAGAUGUACGGGGUUGGAUCCGGGGUAGGGGGCCCUGGGGUUGGCGUGGGUCCUGGGGUGGGUCCCGGGGUGGGUCCCGGGGGUCCGGCUCCCUCGGGAUCAGAGACUGGACUAGGGAAGUACGGCAGCUCCACUCGCUUCUCCUACACCUCUCAACACUCUGACUACUCCCACAGCCGACACACACAGAGGAUGCAGACUCACGUGUGAGACAGAGAGACGCAUAAAACACCUCACAGUCUUAGCCGAGCAUGAGGAAGCAUCUUAUAAAUAGCGUCACACCUAAAACUACACACAAUCACAGAUUUACACGCACACAUUUUCACACACCGACACACCCUGCUGAACACAAACACAACUACAGAACACAAAAAAACAUCACACACACCCAUGCACAGAGUCAGAAGACCAUGCCCAUGAGACAGGGAGGGUAUGAGAAACACAGAGGCACAGCGAGAGAAAAAGCGACGAGUGGAAAAGAAGGAGUCUUAGUGAGACAGGGAAGGGAAAUUCCACACAAUUUUGAAUUCCCUCACUCCCGAUGUGUUUGUAUAUCUGAGCUCUGAAAGAGCAGACGGCGCAAGUCACAAUCAAGACUGGGAAAGAGAGCAAGAACCAGAGAGAGGACGAGAGAUCACAGAUCUUUGGAGCCCAUAGCUUUUGCUAUGAAUUGACAUUGUAAAUGAUGAGAGAGAACGUCUUAAGACUAAACUGAUUGACUGUCAAAUAUGGUACACGCUGAUCGGGAGAAACCUCAACCAGUGGAAGUCAUUUCUGGCCGACAUUUUAACAUUUUUUUUUUGCUGGUUGUUUUAUUCAAUGAUCAUAGAGCACAUAUAAAUAUAGUAUCCCAGAAUGCCCCUCUGUUAGGCGGCGUGGGGGUGUUGGGGCUGGGGUGUCGGUUGGGAGGGUUGUCAUCAUUUUGCACUGCAUCUACAGUAUUCAUGCUUAGACGUCCCUUAUCUAUAUCUGUGUAAUGUCUUCUUUUUAUUUGCACACCCGACUAGAGCUUUGUAUUCUAUUUUUUAACAUUACAAAAUUAUUUUUGUCAAUGUAAAACAUGUAAUGUGUAUGUAUGGACCAAAAGUUUGAACGUGAGCGCACAUAAGUCGGGCCUUUGCCUGAGUGAUAUCCACUGAGACAGAGAGAAGAGUUGUGCCAACAGCAGAGCCUGAAUUCCUCUCGCAAAAAGCUGAGAGGAUUCAGGAAGUAUUUCACACCAGAAGGGUAUAUCAGUGUAUAAAAGAAACCUAGUGCCAAUUGUUCAUGUUGUUCUUCACCUUAGACCAUGUAUAUGCAGUAGAAGCUCCUUCUAUUGGCGACUGUUGCUUUACAAACCAGGCUGGGGGCCUUGAGUCAUUCCCAGACGUUUUUGUAGGCUGGGGCCUUUUUCUCUGAGCUCUAAACUACAAGCCUGGUGCAGACAGAGAGAAAAACACAGAUGUUGGGUUUAGAACUUAGUGGCCUUAUAGGAGAACAUGUCGUACAUUUCCAUUUUCAAUCAUUCCUCAUCGUCUGUCUGCCAAAACGGCCAGAGGAGAAUGUGUAUGGAGAGGUUCAAUGAAGGCUUGUCCACAAUAUUGACAUGUAGUAGUGUAUGACUGCGAGUGUGUGGGUGUGUGAGUGUGAGAGAGAGAGAGAUCAAGAGGGAGUGUGUGGGCAUUGGCGCACACAUCGAUUUGUACAGUGUGUUUGUAUAGAUGUGUGAAUGACUGAGUGUGCAUGGGACGCAUACUGUAAACACACAGCGCCUCACUCAGGUGUGCGCACGACUAUUGUAUGCAUGUCCGUGUGUAUACAGUAUGCCUGUAUGGAUGUGUGCAUGUCUGUGUCUAAGUGUGCGGGUGAGUGUUUCAGUAUAUGUCCAUAUCAUUUCUCUCACAAUCCUGUUACAGUACUUUUAUACCUCUGGUAGGACUGUAUCCUGUAUUAUUGUGUCUUUGAAUUUAGAAAAAUCCAAUGUUUAUCUUAUUGUACUGUUCUUCGUAGCAGAGAAAACUGUUCAAAAGAUGUACAACGAACGUUAUCAAACUCUCAUUUUUUAAUUUCAUUAUCUUCAAUAUUUUUUAAAAAUGGUAUGUAAUUAUUUUUCCACAGUAUUACAUAAAU